Macrobrachium nipponense is the source of this 828-nucleotide messenger RNA. RefSeq names its product protein suex-1-like. Lineage: Eukaryota; Metazoa; Arthropoda; Malacostraca; Decapoda; Palaemonidae. The record is from RefSeq and is a predicted model, not a curated record. The coding region runs from base 153 to 446 and encodes 97 amino acids. The transcript has 2 exons.
CGCCAGGGAGGUCAUGGAAAUACCGUCUUCCGUCCCCCGGGGUAUGCCUCCUCCGUUGGGUAUAAAUACCCAGGCACUAACCGACUGAAGGCAGAAAGAGCAGCCGAGCUCACUAGAAGACGAAGUCCUCUGAGGAAUUACAAAGUCUCACGAUGAAGUUUGCUUCCUUAGUCCUCGCCCUCCUGCUGGCGGUGUCCGCCCUCUUCACCACGACCUCCGCAAGCCCCGUGGCCGACCCCGAGCCCUUCAAGAAGUUCAAGAAGGGCGGCUUCGGUAAGAAAGGUGGCUUCGGAGGUGGCUUCGGACACGCCCCCAUCUACCAGCCAGUCCACGUCAUUCCCGUCCCCGUCCACGUAGGCGGAUACGGACAUGGUGGCGGAUACGGCGGUGGUUUUGGUGGCGGAUACGGUGGUGGCUUCGGUGGUGGAUACGGCCACGGGUGGUAGACACAUCCACCGUCGUCGACGACGCCAGAGAGAAGCUAACUAGUCAGUCAGUCACUGGCAGGAAAACCUUUUUUUAGGAGAUUGCCUCUACGAAGGAUAUUCUCCCGAAGGAUAAUCUAAAACAUUAAAAAAUCCUUUCGCGUAUCCUACUCAAGAUUAGGAGUACCUCGUCUCUGUUGAUUCAAAUUGUAUCCUAAGGAUAUACUGGUCUUGUCUUUAGUUGUCUUUUGGUGUCUUAUUUCCUUUUUUUACUCUAAUCCCAUCUACCUCUGCCAAGUGGUUCAAACAGCUGAGAUUCGCUGACUCAUUUCGAUGUAUUUUAUGUUUUUUCUCGAAUUUCUGAACCUGUAACGAUGUAAAAUACAGUUUUUAUAAAACCUUC